Molecule: messenger RNA, 1583 nt
Organism: Argiope bruennichi
Lineage: Eukaryota; Metazoa; Arthropoda; Arachnida; Araneae; Araneidae
Exons: 9
Coding region: 23-1372 (449 amino acids)
Source: RefSeq, a predicted model, not a curated record
ACUUUCAAAACAAAAAAGAAAGAUGUUUACUAUUACCGUACUGCUGGGGAUUCUCUUUACUAAAGCAUCAGGUUACGCAUUCCAUGAAAGUCUCCAAGGGUCAUUUUAUCCAGGCGGAAAAUACGAAGUGGAAGAAAAAGUUGGCCCCAACGAGUAUCACUACAGCAAUCCUGGCUAUGGAAGCGGAGGCGGAUCUGGCGGUUCUGGUCCAACUGAAUUUCACCUGAGUCAGUCGUUCCCAGAAUCCAACGUGCAAACCAAUGAACGGGUAUCUUAUGGAGAAGAACCUAACAAUCAACAAUAUUCUUAUCAACAAUCUUACAAUCCACAAUCUUACAACCAAAAAUCAAAUCAACAAUCUUACUAUCCACAAUCUUACAACCAACAAUCAUAUCAACAAUCUUACUAUCCACAAUCUUAUCAACAAUCUCGCUAUCCACAAUCGUACUACCAACAAUCUUACUACCCACAAUCUUACUACCCACAAUCUUACUACCCACAAUCUUACUACCCACAAUCUUAUUACCAACAAUCCUAUUAUCCACAAUCUUAUUAUCAAUAUUAUCCUGCUGCUGCUCCUGUCGGUCGUGCGCAACUAUUUCGCCCAUCAAGUGAAAGUACUCCAGCUUCUAGUGUGUCUACUCCUGCUUCUAGUACUGGAGGUUCCACAGGUGGUUCCUCGCCAGCAUCUACUACAGGUGGCUCUACUCCGGCCUCAACAGCAGGUGGUUCAACGACACCAGGCUCGACUACCGGUGGUUCAACGACACCAGGCUCGACUACCGGUGGUUCAACGACACCAGGCUCGACUACUGGUGGAUCAACACCACCAGGCUCGACUACUGGUGGAUCAACACCACCAGGCUCGACUACAGGUGGAUCAACGACACCAGGCUCGACUACUGGUGGAUCAACACCACCAGGCUCGACUACAGGUGGAUCAACGACACCAGGCUCGACUACUGGUGGAUCAACAAGUAGUGGUGGUUCUACUACACCUGCGUCUACCCCAGGAUCAACAAUUGGCUCGACUUCUGGCUCAACUCUUGGCUCGACAUAUGGAUCAACUACUGGCUCGACUUCUGGAUCAACUGUUGGAUCGACUUCUGGAUCAACUACUGGAUCGACUUCUGGAUCAACUACUGGAUCGACUUCUGGAUCAACUACUGGAUCGACUUCUGGAUCAACUACUGGAUCGACUUCUGGAUCAACUACUGGAUCAACUUUUGCAUCAACUACUGGAUCGACUUCUGGAUCAACUACUGGAUCGACUUCUGGAUCAACUACUGGAUCGACUUCUGGAUCAACUACUGGAUCAACAGCUGGUUCUACAACUGGGUCAACUGCAUCAACAGGAGGAUCCACAACAUAAAAAUUACAACAUUUUUUAAGAAACAAGUUAUUUAUAAAACAGCCAAUUUACGAAACUUCCACUUGAUUUUAAUGGCACUUGGAAUGGAUUGUACUUUAAAAUGUGCAAAUGUCUUUUAGACGAUCAAAAAUUUUAUUCAAAUAAUUCCAGUUGCUGCGAUUUAUUUUGAAAGUCACACUUUUAUCUCCAGUUCAUAAAGUACAAAUAUAAU